Molecule: messenger RNA, 1035 nt
Organism: Rotaria sp. Silwood2
Lineage: Eukaryota; Metazoa; Rotifera; Eurotatoria; Philodinida; Philodinidae
Source: the annotation of a GenBank genome assembly
AUGACUUGGCUAUCAAAAGCAAUAGUUACAGUAAUGUUUAUGGCACUAAUUCUAGGUGCUGAUGGUACAAAACAUCAUAUGGACAACUGGGAUAGCUUUGAAGAGAUCGACACUAACGAUAUUUAUCAAUGGCUUUGCCAAAAUAAUCUGUUCGCUUCAUAUGUAUCCUUCUGUCGGACUACUACACCACCCAGCAGUACUACACAAUCAACAACUAGGAGUACGACAGUAGAAACAUCUGAAUCAAGUUCUACUACAACCACGUUUGAAUUAGAAACGACUACUCCUAGUACUACAGAUAGCACCAGCGUUCCAUCAUCUCUUGAACGUGCUCAUUGGUGUCAUCUUCUUAAUGGUACAUAUUUACCACUUGGUUAUACAUUCAUGUAUACAGCAUGUGCUUUGUGUCAAUGUACACAAACACGCGCUGUUGUUUGCACUACACUUCGUUGUAUGAAUACAUUUUGUAUUGAUAACUCUACGCCAAGUCCUAAACCAGGACAAUGUUGUGCACAAUGUGCAUAUGAAGCAACAUCAACUUCAUGCGAACAUAAUGGUAUCACAUUCCCACAUGGUACAAUCAUCAAAAGUAGAGGAAGUACUUUACGAUGCUGGUGUCAAUUAGGAACUAUUGAAUGUCGUAGAUCCAUAACUUCCGUUUUCGCAGGUUUAGAUUUAUGGGGCGAUGGUACAGCAAUUUAUGUUAUGAUGAUUAUCGUAUUUGUUUUGUUAUCCAUUGGUACUUUACUUUGUUGUACUUGUACAGUUUUCUAUUAUUAUUACUAUCAACGUAAUCAACAUCUUGUUCAACAAGUUUAUGAUCAAUAUUGGAAUAAUGCUGGAUGGCAACCAAUGGAUGAAGAAGGAUAUGUUGCUGAUGGUAAUGCCGAUGAAAAACAAGCAGAAGCUGAACAAAAUCAAUAUGAUUAUGAAUAUCCAACUGGUAAUUCAGAAGAAUAUAUUCCACCACCAUACGCACUUUACAAUGCUGCUUAUGCAGCUGAAGAAAAUGCCAAAGACCAAAAAAAUAUGUGA